Messenger RNA from Chrysochloris asiatica (Cape golden mole), 1083 nucleotides. RefSeq names its product keratin-associated protein 29-1-like (gene KRTAP29-1). The coding region runs from base 1 to 1083 and encodes 360 amino acids. Gene Ontology annotation, molecular function: structural molecule activity. The transcript has a single exon. Gene Ontology annotation, cellular component: keratin filament. NCBI's taxonomy places the organism in Eukaryota, Metazoa, Chordata, Mammalia, Afrosoricida, Chrysochloridae. The record is from RefSeq and is a predicted model, not a curated record.
AUGGCGGACAAUUGUUGUCCUGGAAGCGCCAUGGCCAUCCCAGCUGUGCCCACCGUCUCCAUAUGCCCAAGUGUUAGCAGCUUCCGAAAUGCUAUCUGUUUGCCCAGUUCCUGCCAGAGCAGAACAUGGCAGUUGGUCACCUGCCAAGAGAGCCGUCAGUCAUCCAGCAACACCCCAAGUAGCUGUGAAACUGCUUCUUGCCAAACUACGUGCCAUCCAUCAACUUCUUGUGUGGGUUUUGUCUGCCAACCCGUUUGUUCCCGCACAGCCUGCUAUGAAUCCAGUACUGGCCAGUCCACUUGUCUGGCUAGCACAUGCCAGCCAUCCUGCUUGGAAUCCGCUGGUUGUCAGGUCAAGUGCUCCGAAGCCAGCCCCUGCCAACUAGGCUCCUGCCAGGAACCUGUCUGUGUGUCCAGAUCAUGCCAGGAAGCUUGCAGCCAAUCAGUCUGCGGUGAUACUAGAUCCUGCCAGCCACCCUGCUCUGAGGUAACUUCCGGUCCUGAAACAUCAUGCCCACCAACCAUCUGUAUGUCCAGUUCGUGCCAAACAUCUUGCUGUCAAGCAGGUUCAUGUCAGCCCACUAGCUGUGAAGGCCAGCCCUGCGAAUCAAUGUAUUGCCAACCUGUCUGCUACAUUUUAAAGCCUUGCCAAUCAGUUCCUUGCAUGCCUGUUCCCUGCCAGCCACCAACAUAUGCAUUCAGUUCUUGUAAUCCUACUUGCUGUGUGCCCUCCUCCUGUCAGCCACUUCAUUGUCAACCAGCUUCUUCCAUCUCCUUCAUCUGCCAGCCAAUGGCUACCUGUCAGUUUCCUUGUUUUGUUAGGAACCCUUGUAAAUCAGUUUCCUGUGGCACCAUGCUUUCUGGCCAACCAAAUUGUGGUGGAUCGGCUUCCUGCAACCAAAGUGGCUGCAAAUCCCCCUCUUGCCUACCAGCUUGCUGUGUGACAGGUUUAGGCAAAUCAUCCAGUGGUGGCUCCAAUUGCUUCCGAACCACAUCACCAAGUUUCUGCAAAACAAGCAACUGCCUGUCGACCUCCUGCCAACCCAGCCACGAGUCUAACUUCCAGAAGACAGCACUUCAUUGA